Messenger RNA from Aedes albopictus (Asian tiger mosquito), 4398 nucleotides. RefSeq lists its product as uncharacterized. Bases 208 to 3429 code for a protein of 1073 amino acids. Gene Ontology annotation, molecular function: serine-type endopeptidase activity. The transcript is spliced from 12 exons. NCBI's taxonomy places the organism in Eukaryota, Metazoa, Arthropoda, Insecta, Diptera, Culicidae. Gene Ontology annotation, biological process: proteolysis. The record is from RefSeq and is a predicted model, not a curated record.
AAGAAAAAUCAAAACACACCGACGAACGCGAGGAGGGAACGAAUAGUUCUCGAGGUGAACCAUCUAAUUUUUAUCACAAUAUUCAAGCUUUUUUACGACUCACAGUUACAACCAUCUGAUACGAUAUGGAUUCUGUGGAAAGCUCUACUGCGCGUAGAAGUUCAGUCGCUUUCUGGUUUUGGCGAAGAUCCGAUCGAGCCGAGAGAGAUGAAUCAGUUGGUGUGCUUCCUAAUUUUAUGUUUUCUGUGUUCGGUUCAGUUUUCCGAAACAUCCUACCAAUGUGGAAUCAGACAACACGGAUUGCGUCCACUGAUUAAAGACGGUUGGCCAGUGGAAGAAGGUCAGUGGCCAUGGCAUGUGGCAGUGUUCAAUCGAUUGAAGAGUACCGAUCGGUUCAAGUAUGGUUGCGGGGGUACUUUGGUCAACGAGAAGCACACCCUGACGGCAGCUCAUUGCGUCAAACGUCUAGUACGUGGCCAGAGGCCGGUUCUGUAUGAGAUUGAGCUUCAUUUCGGCCAGCAUAAUUUGUUAAAGUUGACUGAUAACGUUGUGGUUCGUGACGUUAGUAAAAUACAUGUUCACCCGGAAUAUAAGUCGAAUAAGAAUGACAUCGCUGUGCUGGUGAUGCGAUUGCCAGUGGAAUACUCCGACACAGUCAUUCCGAUUUGUCUGGACCAGAGGGUGGACCGUGACUUACGAGAGCUAGAAGGUAAAUCCGGAUGGGUCACAGGGUGGGGAAUGACGGAGAACGGGACCAUUUCGGAUGUGCUUCGUACGGCUCCGCUGCCCGUGGUUAGCUAUGUGACGUGUCUGAUGGACGACCCGAAUCUGUUUGGCAAAAGUUUGAACGAAAAAGUCUUCUGCGCUGGAAAUAAAACCGGAGCCAGUCCUGGACCGGGAGAUAGUGGCGGCGGCAUGUACAUCAGUGAUGGCGAUCGUUGGCAGCUCAGGGGAAUCGUUUCGUUUGGAAAGUUCAACGAAUUGAAACAAACAGUUGACGCCUCUAAGUAUAUCGUUUUUGUUAACGUUCAGCGGUAUUUGACAUGGGUUAAGGAAAUUUUUGCUGAGAGUGAACCUCGCCUGGACAAGAGGCAGAAACGAAUUAGCGAACUAGAGUGCGAACGAUUCCAAAGACUGACGAGAAAAAGACGUAACGGUGAUUGUUUCAACAAUAGAUAUAGGCACAACGUGAUGAUAACUGACCCGAGAGGCAUACAUAUGUGCAAUGGUGUCCUGGUAGAUGAGUCCCAUGUCAUUACCACUUGCAGCUGCGUUCGACCAGAAGGCAAUGCACUAUACUUGCAAGCUAAAGUGCGAAUCGAAGCGUACGGGGAAGUGGCCGUGUCGGAAAUGGCAUGUCAUCCGAAGCAUACCGACUUUAGCAAACGCUACGACUUAGCGAUUCUUAAACUGAAUGCAUCGGUUUUGCUCAGUAAUACCCUGAUUCCAGCUUGUUUGGCUAACAACUGGACGGAAAAUCUGUACGACAUCCUCGUCCAAACGGCUUUCGUCACUGAAACGAUUGACGACCACAAGACCCUGGUUGAGUCGGACGAGAACAGAAUAACUCUGUAUGAAAAGUGCAAAUCACUGCGUAGACCCGGUUGGUUCAACAGGUCUGACCUUGCCGGCGAACUAUGCGUCAACAGUACUGAUCAAUUGAUGUACAAUGCCUAUUAUGAAUUGAAAUACAGCAAAUCAUCCGGUGCUGUGUUGCAGACGUCCAACAGGCAAUCGUGUAUGUCAACGGUGGUGGGACUGAAGGUUCACAAUGAAGAAAACGAUGAAUCCCGCAAUCAGUAUUGGAUGGAAAUUUAUGCUCGAAUUGCCUAUCAUUUGGACUGGAUUGAGCAGAGAAUUUGGAAUGGACAAUCCCAAGUAGAUGCACAACUUCCUCUACCGACAGAAGACAAAAAAUGCGGAUUUUAUUACCAUGAAGGCGAAGUUGAGGAGUGGCCGUGGAGUACGGCAAUUUUUCACCGGAACCGGAAUACCAGCGCGUUUGAACUAAUAUGCAGCGGUACCCUGAUCAGCAAUAGGCAUGUUCUGACAACGGCGCAGUGUGUCAUGAAUCAAACCACCGGAAUACCGUUGCUGAAGGAUACUUUUGAACUGCACUUUGGAUUGAAUCGCUUAGGUCACCCUAGUGUUCACGAGCAAAUACGAUACGUCAGAGAAGUUCAUAUCCACCCGGACACUUCGGAUUCCAACAUAGCGCUACUGGUGACCAGCUGGCCGGUCAAGAAUACACCCUAUGUGGCGCACAUCUGCAUUGUUCCGGGAAACGCUUCGAGUUUUUCGAAUUUGAAAGGUCAGCCUGCCUUCAUCACUGGUUGGCAAACAAUGGAAACUGGGAAAUCAAACAACGAACUCAAGUCAUCUAAUGUCUACAUCCGUGUUCGUCAGGUGUGUUCCGAAGCUGGACUGACACUCUCCGCCAAUCAGUACUGUGCCGUCUAUCCUAAUGAGGUUGAACAGGGCAUCGCCGACCGUGGAUCAGGACUGUACCACUUACACUUUGUCGAUUUCCUUGGGUCAUGGAUCUUGACGGGGAUCGUGUCAUCCAAGGUGGAAGGUAGUGAUGCUAAAAGAUACCUUAUAUUGAUAAGUUUUGAGCCGUACAUCACGUGGAUCGAAGGAAUCAUGGCAAGCAAAAAAUCAAGAAGAAUCAGUGAAAGAGAAUGCGAACGUUACGCCAGCCUGAUUCGUAAAAGCAGCGGAGUUUGUGAGAAUUCGUGGGACCCUUCGCUAGACUCUCAGCCACAUAUCGUCUCGCUGUAUGACGACCAAUCGAAAAUUAUUUCCCUUGGUGUACUUGUUAAAGAGAAUUACAUAUUGACUUCUUGUCAAUGCCUACGGCACCUCCGUCAACCGAAAACAGCUAAAAUAAGCUACCAUGGAAUGGUCAACAUUUCGGACAUGACGUGUCAUCCAGACUAUGAUCAUACGAACUUUCAUCACAACGACGUCGGGAUCCUUAGGCUAUCCACACCCGUUGCACUAUCCAGUCAACUGGUUCCGGCCUGUUUGGCAAACAGUUUGUCGGAAAACCUUGAGGAUGCCAUGCUACAAACGAUGAUUGAAAGCUAUUGGGACCCGGAUGUCAAGCCCCGGCCGCAAUCGGCCUAUGACUAUAUCGGUACGAAGGACGAGUGCGACAAUGUGAUCCAAGAAUCACAUCGCCUGUACCCCGGCCAGGCAUGCGUGAUCAACCCUCGCUUGCAAACGGACACAUUCAGCGGAAGUAUUGUGCAGAGCGUAGACAGUCGGACCUGUCGCUUCACGGUGAUUGGAAUAGGGAGCACUGCGUAUGGCAAUCCUGAUACCGAUUCAACUCCCAGAAUAGGCGUUGUUCAUCGCGUUGACCAUUAUCUGGAUUGGAUCGAGCGGACCGUCUGGGAAGAGGAGUUUCCGAUGCCGAAACAUUAGACUUCUGGUUGCCAUAAGCUCAUUUAGGGUUUUGUUGAAUGAAUUUUAAAUAUACAACUUAUGGUAAAUGUUAGCUACUCUUUUCGGCACUGCAGUCUUGGGGAAUCAAAAACGACUGUUUUAGAUUUGUCCCGACGUUUCGACAUAAUUUUCAAAUACCAUUGAUGGUAAAUGUAUGGCUACAAACGUAGGCCGCUUUUGAUGGGGAUAUACUCUGUGAAAAUGAAAAAAAUGGGCAUGCCUAAUAAAUCCUAGAAUACUCAUGCGAUAUGGAUAUUUUCGGACGUAGCUCUUUGAGUAGAUACAUGUCCGAACUCGAUACCUACAAUCCAGGAUAGCAAGCAUUGGUUUGUAAGAAUAACUGAUAAUCUUUGUAUUACAGGUAUUUCCAGAAAAGUUCAUUUCUUGGAUGCUUCGGGGGCAUUACAGGGGAUUUCAGAGGAAUAUUAGCGUGAUUCACGAGCGUUACGAGGGGUUUCGGCAAUCUUCAGAGGAUUUCAGGGGCAUUGAAAGAAUUUUUAUGGACGUUUCAGGAGGCUUUAGGGCAUUUCAGAAGAUCCUAAAAAAACGUCAAGAUAUGAUACCCAUAUUGACCAUGCAUCGGAACCCUAAUUCUUACUGCCUCAAAGCAGUGAACACCCCAGUGACUUGAGUGCUCUACUUGGGAACAUCAAACUUAGUUUUUUUUUUCCGGAAUCCGUGAACGUAGCAAAAAUAAGCGUACCGACCGUAGAGAUGUGUGAUCAUACAAAGUCUCGUAAGCCACUGGGAAAAGUCACCAUCUGUGAUCCUCUCCUCAAGCCGAGCGCGAGCGUAGCUGCCGGGGAAGCCCGAGGGUUAUCGUUCUGAGUGAACUCAUCUUUGCCAGAUUGAACAUUUCGUUAUUAAUUAAAUGGCAUGGUUUCUUAUGUAGAUGAUUAUACACUUCAUUUAGCAUACUGUCUAGUUGAUGUUUUCAAGCAUGACCUG